Molecule: messenger RNA, 841 nt
Organism: Aegilops tauschii subsp. strangulata
Lineage: Eukaryota; Viridiplantae; Streptophyta; Magnoliopsida; Poales; Poaceae
Source: RefSeq, a predicted model, not a curated record
UGUCAGCCGCUCCACGGCCGGCCGGUCCGCCGGAACGUGCUCCUUGCUGGGGCGGCUGCUCCGAUUGGCCAGCCCGCUCGCCACGUGUCGCCCCGGGUUCGUGUGUAAAUAAGCGCCCGCUCGAUCGUCCACUCCCCAGCUCUCUCCAUCGUUAGCGACCAUCGAAUCUCUGAAAAACCACCUGAAAAUCAUCACCUCGGUUCCAUCGAUCAAGAAGCCGUAGUACGUGAGGCCAGUGACCUAUGGGGAACUCGUACAGCAACGGCGGCUCGUCGUCGGGCCACCUGCAGGCGCCGGAGCUGCCGCUGCACCUCUGCUUCUUCCUCCUCGUGCUGUUCGUCUUCCUCGGCUUCUCCUGGUACAUGAGCUACGAGUCGGUGGCGGAGACCUUCGCCGACCAGGGCAAGCUCCUGCUCAUGGUGUCCCCGCUCGCGCUGCUCCUCGCGGUGCGGCUGCUGUCGGGAGGCGACGGCGACGGGCGGCGCGUCGACCAGCUGAUGUCCAUGUCGAUGCCGGAGAGGGACUCCAUCCACCGCGCCGGGGGGUCGCCGUGGGGCGUCGGGCUCCUGCUCGUGCUGCUCAUCGUCAUGGUCUCCUACCAGUCCAACUUCCGGGAGAGGUGGUUCGCACUCUAGUGUCAUAGUAACCGGGUGAUGACUGAUUUCCAUCGGAACCGAGAUCGGGAGAUUGAGCAAAUGAGCAUUUACUACCUGUGUAACCCGAAAUAUGUACAUGGCUACGCGCAAGCACCCGUGUAACCCGAGCUAAGGCCAUUUCUAACACAUCCCAAUAAACAGAGGAGGAUACGGUGGAAUAAACCCUUAUAACGCAUUUGGUUGCA